UCGGCGCUGCUCGCUGCGGAGCCGCCGGUGAUGCCGGCCCCGGGCCCGCGCCGCCCCUCGCCCGGCCAUGGUGCCCUGCGGGGCCCUGCUCUGGCGGCGGCUGCUCAGGAAGCGAUGGGUCCUCGGCGUGGUGUUCGCCCUCUCGCUCGUUUACUUCAUCAGCAGCACCUUCAAGCAGGAAGAGAGGAUGGUGAGAGAUCGGAAUCUCCUCCAAGUGCAGGAGCAUGAGCAGCCCAUCAUGUGGAAGGUGAAGUUCAGCUCGGGGAACAGCAGUCAGCUCAGCAACCAGUGCAGGAACUCUGUGCAGGGGAAGCUCCUCAUUACAGAUGAACUGGGGUACAUCUGUGAGAGGAAGGACCUGCUGGUGAACGGCUGCUGCAAUGUGAACGUGCCCAGCACGAAGCUGUACAGCUGUGACAGCUGCCUGCCCAACGGCUGCUGCAGCAUCUACGAGUACUGUGUGUCCUGCUGCCUGCAGCCCAGCAAGCAACACCUCCUGGAGCGGUUCUUGAACCGGGCAGCCAUUGCUUUCCAAAACCUCUUCAUGGCAGUGGAAGAUCACUUUGAGCUGUGUCUGGCCAAAUGUAGGACUUCAUCACAGAGCGUGCAGCACGAGAACACCUACAGAGACCCAAUUGCCAAAUACUGCUACGGCGAGUACCCCCCCGAGCUCCUGCCUGUUUGAGAGCUGCAGAUCUGAGCAACAGCAGGAAGGAACUGCAGACUUCAAUCCAAAAGAACAAGACAGCAGCUGCUGCUUCACCUAAGCCUCAGUGUGAAAAGCUUCUCUUGUACAUGGGGGCAAAGCCAGAGGUGAACAGAGGAAGUAAGGAACUCAAGUUCUUCAGGACUGAAUCUUGCUUUCUUCAAUUUAUUAUGCACCUGCUUUGGAGUGCUGGUACCGUGCUACUGUGCCAGUGCAUUCUUUGAACAGUUCCUCUCAGUUUCAGGAAUUGUGGAGUCAAUCUGGGCUGUAGAACAUCAUGGGAAAAAUAUCUAAUGUGGCUUUGCAGCUGUAAAUGGGGGUUCAGUUGUGUCUCUGCAGUCCAGAGACUUGCCAGAGUGACAGUAGAGGGAGGACUUUUCCUUCCAGAGAGCAGAGCAUGCCUGCUGUGCUUCUCUAUUGGAACCCUUCUUGACAUUCAUGGUGUACACUACAUCCGUAAUUAUGAAUUAUUUAUUCAUUUUAUAUGGGUCACUGGCUGAAAGUAUGGAUGCUUUGCAUAGCUAGGUGUGGAUGCCUUUCAGUCCCUGCUUUGCUGUGUCAGCUAGAAGGGAUAUUUUAGAUCCUGACUGAAAUUGGUAGGUUUUUCUUUCCUCCUUAGUCCAAAGGAAUUGGCAUUUGUCACUAUAGUACUUAUUUUCCUCUUAGUGAGCUUAAACCAUUCACAACUCCAAUGGAGUUGUCCUUCUGCCAAAGUCCCACAGCACAAGAGAAGAGCAGCCUAGGAUGGGAUGUUUACUGUCUCUAAACUCUUUCCUUGUUACUCUGCAGCAGUUUCCUCAAAGAGGAGCCCAGUUUUAGGAGCAGCUCUCUGCUGUCCACUUGCUGACGAGGAGCAGGGAAGAUUUGUUUGCUUGAACUUGUUCAGGCCUUGGUAUUUGAAAUGUUUUUCACUCCUGGUUGUGCAGGAGGCAAAAGGGUGGAGUUGACCUCUCCACACCUCCUUUCCCAGGUCUGCCUGUGUCUUUCCACACUGCUCCACUGCAGGAUGGCUCUGUCAGCCUGUUCAAACUCCUUGGCACUUCAGCAGAUCCUGAAAUGUUCUACAUCUGCAUCAGCAGCUUCCUUUUAGCCCUUGGGAGUCCCCAAAUUCAAGCUGAUCUUCACCUUUGAUAAACAUAAUGAACAGGACUCGGUUAUGUGAAGACAAGAAUUCAUUAUCCCAUGCUUGCUUUACACAAUCCAGUGCCCAGCUCCUGCCACUGUACCUCAGCCGAUGGGGAAAGGAAGAGGGCAGCGUGCGGCCGGGAGUUUAGGAUAAAAGGAGGCUGUGUCCUCCGAAAUCUCGAGAGAGACCCCCACGGGGGUAUGGCUUACUGGACUCUCUCCUUUUAUUCGAAUAAAAUUGCAGAACUCCUCUA
This is a messenger RNA of Parus major (Great Tit), 2085 nucleotides long. It is a transcript of the gene SPRING1, whose product is annotated as chromosome 15 C12orf49 homolog. The transcript is spliced from 5 exons. Gene Ontology annotation, biological process: positive regulation of SREBP signaling pathway. The record is from RefSeq and is a predicted model, not a curated record. The coding region runs from base 68 to 685 and encodes 205 amino acids. Lineage: Eukaryota; Metazoa; Chordata; Aves; Passeriformes; Paridae.